Messenger RNA from Harpegnathos saltator (Jerdon's jumping ant), 530 nucleotides. RefSeq lists its product as uncharacterized. The record is from RefSeq and is a predicted model, not a curated record. Lineage: Eukaryota; Metazoa; Arthropoda; Insecta; Hymenoptera; Formicidae. Gene Ontology annotation, biological process: peptide catabolic process; proteolysis. The transcript is spliced from 2 exons. The coding region runs from base 11 to 484 and encodes 157 amino acids. Gene Ontology annotation, molecular function: peptide binding; zinc ion binding; metalloaminopeptidase activity. Gene Ontology annotation, cellular component: cytoplasm; membrane.
UUUGUUGAGAAUGUUGGAAUAUAUCAUCACAAAGGAGAAAUUGCAGCAAAUUAUUGUACAUUAUUUAAGCACGUAUGCAUACGGCUUCGCCACACCAGACGAUUUUUUAAAGAUUCUUAAUAGGGAAUUACAUCAAUCAGGUCAUGCACACCAUUAUAACGUAGCGGAAAUACUGCGCUUCUGGAUGUCGCAAAAACACUAUCCAAAAUUGCUUGCCCAACAGAAUAAUUAUGGCAUGUAUGAUUAUGGCAGUAAUAACAUGUCGACUAUAAAGAUAAAAUAUUACGGUACUAAAGGAAUCGAAUGGUCGAUACCUGUGACAUUCAUGAAAGAAACACAAUCUUCUUUCACGUCGAGUUCGUCUGUAUUUUGGCUGAAUAAUGAAUUGUCGUCAGAGAAUGUCGAUUUCCCAAAUACAUGUGACGCAAAAACAGAAGAAGAGUGCAUACUCAUAUGCAAUGCACAACAAUUCGGUGAGAACUGACCAUUUGUUUUAUUUGUUUGAUUUCAUCAUGGGAAUGUCGUUAGAU